AUGUAUGGGAAAUGCCGCAGCCUGGUGCACGCUGUCACAGUCUUCGAUCAAACCCGAGCGAGCCUCCGCGACGCUGUUUGCUGGACUGCGAUGAUCACGGCCUUUGGAGAGAACCACCACUGCCGCGAGGCCAUCCAAGCUCUCGCUGGAAUGGACUUGGAAGGCGUGGAAGCCAACCAUGUCACCUUCGUCGGCCUCGUCAAUGGGGUCACUUCACUGGGAGAAGCCAAGCUUGUCCACGAGGAGAUCAUCCAGGCGAGGCUCCACUCUCAGAAGCUUGACACUGCUCUCGUCCAGAUGUUCACGAAGUGUGGAUCAUUGCCCAGUGCCGAGGCUGUCUUCUGGCAAAUCCCUCCACUCCACAGGGACGUAGCUUCUUACGACGCCAUGGUCUCGGCCUACGCUCAAGCUGGCGAGUCCCAGGCGGCCAUCCGGACUUUCGAGCUCAUGCUGUUGGAGGGCGGCGCUGCGGCCGACGAAAUCGUGUUUGUGAGCGUGCUCUCAGUCUGUAGCCAUGCUGGAAUGCUGAGUAGAGGACUCGAGCUGUUCCGGAGCAUGCAGGAGGACUUUGGUUUGAGGCCGAGCGUGGAUCACUUUGUGUGCGUGGUGGAUCUGCUGGGACGGUCGGGGCAGCUUCAGCUAGCGCAGGAGCUCGUCGAUGUCAUGCCGUUUGAGCCAGGUCCCGUGCCUUGGACGAUCCUGCUCGACUCGAGCAACAAAGUUUGCGAGGGGAGCGAGCGGCAGGCCUCGGUUGCCGCCGAGAGGACGCUCCAACUGGAGCCCGAGGUCUCUGCUUCGUACGUGCUCUCUAGCUCGUCUUCCAUGAGGAAGUUCUCGUCGAGCUAG
This is a messenger RNA of Selaginella moellendorffii, 846 nucleotides long. RefSeq names its product putative pentatricopeptide repeat-containing protein At1g68930. Gene Ontology annotation, biological process: RNA modification. Lineage: Eukaryota; Viridiplantae; Streptophyta; Lycopodiopsida; Selaginellales; Selaginellaceae. The transcript has a single exon. The record is from RefSeq and is a predicted model, not a curated record. Gene Ontology annotation, molecular function: protein binding; RNA binding. The coding region runs from base 1 to 846 and encodes 281 amino acids.